This is a messenger RNA of Manis pentadactyla (Chinese pangolin), 599 nucleotides long. It is a transcript of the gene CNFN, whose product is annotated as cornifelin. The record is from RefSeq and is a predicted model, not a curated record. The coding region runs from base 152 to 487 and encodes 111 amino acids. Lineage: Eukaryota; Metazoa; Chordata; Mammalia; Pholidota; Manidae. Gene Ontology annotation, cellular component: cornified envelope. The transcript is spliced from 4 exons.
CCGGCUUGGCUCCCUGGGCACCUCUGUCAGAGCCCCGCCCAGGGCCACAUGGCCCGCCCAAAUAUAAGCAGCUCCUGGCCUGAGACUGAGAACUCAGUGCCCGCGUCACCCGCACCUCUGUCUCCAUCAUCACCAUCACAGUCCUGCAGCCAUGUCCUACCCAGUGACCAGUCAGCCCCAGUGUGCCAGCAGCAGCUACCAGACCCAGCUCAGUGACUGGCACACCGGUCUCACGGACUGCUGCAAUGACAUGCCCGUCUGUCUGUGCGGCACUUUCGCUCCCCUGUGCCUCGCCUGCCGCAUCUCCGAUGACUUUGGAGAGUGCUGCUGCGCGCCCUACCUGCUCGGAGGCCUGAACUCCCUCCGCACCGGCAUGCGCGAGCGCUACCACAUCCAGGGCUCUAUCCCGCACGACUGGGCGGCCCUCACCUUUUGUUUGCCUUGCGCGCUCUGUCAGAUGGCCCGGGAACUGAAGAUCCGAGGGUAAAGAAGUGAGCCCCCACCCCACCGCUUUACACCCCUGCCACCCGGCCUCCUCUGCCUCCCCUCCGCCCUAUCCCGCCGCCAGGAUGCAUCCACAAUAAAUACCUGAAAACCAA